Molecule: messenger RNA, 4086 nt
Organism: Etheostoma cragini (Arkansas darter)
Lineage: Eukaryota; Metazoa; Chordata; Actinopteri; Perciformes; Percidae
Gene: ppp6r3
Product: protein phosphatase 6, regulatory subunit 3
Exons: 26
Coding region: 417-3197 (926 amino acids)
Cellular component (GO): nucleus; cytosol
Molecular function (GO): protein phosphatase regulator activity; protein phosphatase binding
Source: RefSeq, a predicted model, not a curated record
GUGAGUGACAGACGCUGUAGCUGUAGUGGGGGAAGGGGUCGCCGGCUGAAGUUGACGGAACCGCCAUCUUGAAAAGUGCCCUCCGAUGGUCUACCUUUUCGCGCCUGUCAGAAUCAGUUUUAAAAGCUUUAUUUUCCUUUACGGAAUUUUGUGUUUUUUCAGUGUUCGUUUUGUUAAGGCCUGGGGCUAAUGGCAAGAUAAGCUACAUGCUGGAGACUCGCCGUUUACCGCUGUCUAUCGGUGUGUGCUGUUGAACUGCUGUAUGUGUGCUGUUUGUCAGUCUGUCCAUCACCGCUGUCUGCCUGCCUGUUUGUCCAGCUGGCUAGCCUGGAAUGGGCCACAACUCCCAAAGACUAGAACACACCUCUUUUUAACCUGAGCUCCGCCGUCUGGACUCUAACACUCACAGAGCCAAGAUGUUUUGGAAAUUUGACCUCCACACCACAUCCCACAUUGACACACUGUUGGAGAAGGAGGAUGUGACGCUGACAGAGGUGAUGGAUGAGGACGAUGUCCUGCAGGAAUGCAAGGCCCAGAACCACAAACUGGUUGACUUCCUGCUGAAACCACAGUGCAUGGAGGACCUGGUCACCUUCAUCACACUGGAACCCAGUACUGAUGUUGAGGAAAAAGUUAAAUACAAGUAUCCCAACAUAUCAUGUGAGCUGCUUACAUCAGAUGUGGGCCAGAUCAAUGACAGACUGGGAGAAGAUGAAAAACUGCUGAUGAAACUGUAUGGCUUCCUCCAGAAUGAGCCGCCUCUCAACCCACUCCUGGCCAGCUUCUUCUCCAAGGUGCUGUCCAUUCUUAUAGGACGCAAGCCUGAACAGAUAGUAGAGUUUCUGCGGAAGCAGGAGGACUUUGUAGACUUGAUGAUCAAACACAUUGGGACAUCUGCCAUCAUGGACCUGUUGCUCAGAAUGCUUACCUGUAUCGAACCACAACAGCUACGACAGGACGUACUCAACUGGCUGAAUGAGGAGAAGGUGAUUCAGAGACUGGUGGACAUGGUACAACCAUCUCAAGAUGAGGAUAGACACUCCAAUGCUUCCCAGUCACUGUGUGAGAUCAUCAGACUGAGUAGAGACCAGAUGUUCCAGGUCCAGGGCUCCUCAGAGCCCGACCCACUUCUGGCCACACUUGAAAAGCAGGAGACGGUGGAGCAGCUGCUGUCAAAUAUCUUUGACAAGGAGAAGAAUGAAUCAGCAAUUGUCAGUGUUAUCCAGAUCCUCCUCACAUUGUUUGAGACAAGGAGACCAGCGUUUGAGGGCCAUAUGGACUGCCCCCCUGGAAUGUCCCACCCUUCAUUCUCCGUCAACCACAGCAUCCUGGAGGCUGUGAGACCCCGACUCAAAGACUUUCACCAGCUGCUACUGGAACCCCCAAAGGCAAAUGUGAUGAAGACAACGUGGGGGGUGCUGGACCCUCCUGUGGGCAACACCAGGCUCAAUGUGGUCAGACUGGUUGCCAGCCUGUUGCAGAGCAACACACACAGCAUCAACACAGAACUCAUUAACCUCAACACACUGGGAGUCAUACUAGAUAUGUAUUUCAAAUACAUCUGGAACAACUUCCUUCACAUUCAAGUGGAGAUCUGCACAGCCAUGAUUCUGGCUAUGCCCCCGGCCCCCACUGACAUCAACCCAGACACAGAGCAGGAAAAUGCGAGGGAGAGCAUCCUCAUCAAACAUCUGUUUCAAAAGUGCCAGUUUAUACAGAGAAUCGUAGAAGCCUGGAGCUCUAAUGAGAAAGAACAGGCAGAAGGUGGUCGGCGACGAGGCUACAUGGGUCACCUCACCAGAAUAGCCAACUCUAUAGUUCAUAACUGUGACAAAGGCCCCAAUGGACCACAGAUACAACAGCUCAUCUCUGAGCUCCCAGCAGAGGACAGAGACAAAUGGGAGACCUUUAUUUCUGGGCAGCUGUCUGACACAAACAAGAGAAACACUAUUGACCUGGUGAACACACACCACAUCCAUUCCUCCAGCGACGAUGAAGUGGAUUUUAAAGACAGUGGCUUUCACCAGGACUCCUCUCUACAACAAGCCUUUUCUGAUUAUCAGAUGCAACAAAUGACGUCCAAUUUUAUUGAGCAGUUCGGCUUCAAUGACGAAGAGUUUGCUGAUCAGGACGAUGUUGUGGAUAUUCCCUUUGAUAGAAUAUCAGACAUCAAUUUUUCACUGAAUACAAAUGAAAGUGCAAAUAUAGCUUUGUUUGAGGCACGCUGUAAGGAGAAAAUCCAGCAGUUUGAAGAUGCCGGUUCAGACGAGGAAGAUAUCUGGGAUGAAAAAGAUGUCACCUUCGCACCAGAGGCCCAGAGACGCCCCAGGAGUUCAGGCAGCACGGACAGUGAGGAAAGCACAGACUCAGAGGAGGAGGAUGUGAAGAGAGAUCCAUUUGAAGCUUCCAACCCAAGCACUGAUGACAGAAUGGAGGUUGACACAGGGCCUGUGUGGACGGCCAAUUUUGAUGACAUCCCCAUGGACACGGGUACGUCCACAGCUCCAGCCUCCAGCCCCAACAACCCUGCUGCCUCCUCCCCUUUGUCCCCCUCUUCCACAGAAGACAUCCCGGAGGCAGGAUGGAGCUCCACGCCCCCUGCCAACUCUGAAACAGGCUGGGCUGAUUUCUCCAACUUCACCCCUGUCAGACCCAAAGACCCUCCAAGGUGCAACUCUCCUGUUGCUAUGGAAACCAGCAUAGAGACGAUGGAUCCUCUGGGGGUCAAUGCUCCCAUGCAGCCGGAAGAUUGUGAUGGCUGGUUGGGUACCAAUGUGGCUUCUCCCUCCUCCACCACACCAAAGGAUUGUGGGAGACCUAAAGCGGAGGAGGAAACAGCUUCUAGUGAGCAGCGCAGCAUCACAGAGACAGUCAUCAAUGGCUCCAUGAAAGAAACGGUCAGCCUCACCGUUGACGCCAAGACUGAGACUGCCGUCUUCAAGAGAGUUUUGAAAUCGUAUCGUGAUGAAGAGAAGAGUGCUUCUUCAGAGAAAUACUCUGUAGUGGAGUAUGUGGACACAGAGAGAACGGGCGUCAACAGCUCAGCCGCAGCCUGCUGUCCCAAAACCGGCAGUGAGAAGUGUCGGUCCACUGUGGAGCUUCCCAAUGGUCCUCUGGAGGAAAUGUCAGCCAUAGAGGAGGCCAAACUGGACCACAGUGCCGUGUCCUCAGAGCCAGCUGUAAACGGGCCGGCGUGAGGGUUGCCUAUGCCAGCCAAUGUCCAGCCUGUUCUGCCAUGCAGGGCCCUCCUCCUGGCCAGCCAGUGGAGGCCACUGCUCAGAGCUGUACCAAUCACACGCCCCCACCAGGACCAGCAAUACUCCCAUUGGCUCAUCACUGACAGAAAGACAGACAGGUGUACAGACACAAAAUGAACUGAAAAGCAAAAUGAGAGACAUACUCAAAUGGAUACAGAAUCUUUUUUUUUUUGCAUUUGUUUAUAUACUAUUGUUCUUAUGAGGUGAUGUGCGACUGAUAUCUUGCCACUCAAAAUUAAAUAGUAAUGUUGCUAUAGUUAAAGAAAUGAUUGUAUGAAUAAAAUAUUUUAUAAAAAGAAAAAUGUAUACAGAAACAUAAGAUGAAUUACCACAGAAACAGGAAUAGCUGAUUGGUGUCUCAACCAACCACUAAGCCGGUGUCACUGGCUGGAUCUGUUAUCCUGCAUACUUAAUACAACAGUUGCUAUAUCUAAAAUUCUCGCCCACCUUUGGUCUGUGUCUCUGAUCUACGAAUUGAAAUACAUUUAAAAGAAAACACGCUUAGUUUUAUUUGGCUGCAGGUCUCAUUUGUAAAUGUUUUUUCUCUUGUAUUCUUAUGAAUUGAGUAAGAUUUGACACGCUUUUUUAGUAGCUUUUUUUUUUAAUUUAUUAUGGAAGUAAGAUGAUGGUUAUUUUUUUUUUUUUUCUAAAGAGCCAUACCACCACCUUGUCCUCUUCUAGCAGGCUGCAUUCAUGCUAACUGGUUUCCUACCUCGCAGCUAGAAGGCCCAACAGGAGAGAGUUUGUUGUCAGUACAGCCUAAACUGGGAGCUGUAAAUAAAUUCUGAGCUUGUCUUUUUAGAACUAACUAAACUUCUUUAGAACCACA